This is a messenger RNA of Myotis davidii, 618 nucleotides long. RefSeq names its product ubiquitin carboxyl-terminal hydrolase 17-like protein 6. NCBI's taxonomy places the organism in Eukaryota, Metazoa, Chordata, Mammalia, Chiroptera, Vespertilionidae. The transcript has 4 exons. Gene Ontology annotation, biological process: regulation of apoptotic process; protein deubiquitination. The coding region runs from base 1 to 618 and encodes 205 amino acids. Gene Ontology annotation, cellular component: nucleus; cytosol. Gene Ontology annotation, molecular function: cysteine-type endopeptidase activity; cysteine-type deubiquitinase activity. The record is from RefSeq and is a predicted model, not a curated record.
AUGGUGAUUCUCCAAGGGAGCUUUCAGGCUCACGUGACACGGGCCCUCCUGCGGCCCGGGUACGUCAUCGUGUCCAAGGUGAAACUGCACAGGGGCUUCCACGCCAGCCAGCAGGAUGAUGCCCACGAAUUCCACCUCUUCACGCUGGACGCCCUGCAGCGGGCCUGUCCGCCGGGCAGGCCCUCCCAGGAGGACGCCACCCUGAUCCACAGGGUCUUUGGAGGCCACUGGAGAUCUCAAAUCCAGUGUCUCUGCUGUCACGGCGUGUCAGACACCCUGUACCUUUACCUGGACAUCGGCCUGGACAUCCAGGGGGCGCAGAGUGUGACCCAGGCCCUGGACCUGCUGAGGAGGCCCCAGCGGCUGGCCAGGACCGAUGGCUACCAGUGUGUGCUCACGCUGGUGCUGAAGCGCUUCUCUGCACUGGCAGACAGCAAGGUGGAGACAGAGGUGCGCUACCCUGAGCGCCUGGACCAGAGACCCUACCUGUCCCUGUGGUGGCUGGGUGCGGGCUGCUGCUGUAAAGCCUCUACACCCUGCUGGUACACGCGGGCCGCACCUGCCACAGGGGUCACUACAUCUGCUAAGUCUGAGCGGCGGGCAGACCAUGGCACAUGA